GACAAUUGACAUACCCUUCAAAUCAAAAGAAAACAGGUUAGCUGUUAUUUUAUUUUCAAAUAUCUAUUUUAUUAUUUAUAAAAAAGAACACUUUAAAAUCUUUUCAAAAUGUCUGGUGGUAUGUUAUAUGGUGGUGAUGAAAUCGGUGCUUUGGUCUUCGAUCCAGGUCAUCAUUCAUUACGAGUGGGUUAUGCUCAGGAAGAUACACCAAAGGCUGAAAUACCCGCUGUGGUCGGGGUUGCCUCGGAUGAUGUUAAAACAGAACCCGAAAUUAAACCUGAAGAAAAUAAUGUUUCAUCAACUCCGUCUUCCAAUAAGUACUAUAUUGAUACAACGUUUUUGCACUUGCCAAAACCCAAUAUGGAACUCCACAGUUACAUGAAAGAUGGAAUGAUUGAGAAUUGGGACUUGUUUGAACAAAUUUUAGAUUACUCAUAUGAAAAGAUUAUACAGUCUGAAUCUCACUUCCAUCCUGUUCUGUUUUCUGAAUCUCCUUGGAAUCAAAGACAGAAAAGGGAAAAGUUGACAGAACUGAUGUUUGAAAAAUAUAAAGUACCUGCCUUCUUUUUAGUGAAAAAUGCAGCUUUGGCAGCAUUUGCCAAUGGAAGGGCAACUGCCUUAGUUAUUGACAGUGGGGCAACACACACUUCAGCAGUACCUGUCCUAGAUGGCUAUGUUAUAACCAAUGCAGUAGUCAAAUCUCCAUUGGGAGGUGACCUGUUAGUUCUUCGAGCUAGGGAAAUGUUGGAAAGUAUUGGGGUAGAUUUAACUCCAGCUGCUCUGAUUGCCAGCAAAGAAGUUAUCAGAGAAAAGGAAAAGCCCAAAUUCACUAAGAAGAAAUUCAAUUUUCAGCCAACCAAUUCUUGGAUGACCUACAUGGUGAAGAGAACUGUGCAGGACUUUCAACAAACAGUAUUACAGGUGUCUGAAAAUCCUUAUGAUGAAAAGGUAGCUAUGAACAUUCCAGCUGUUCAGUAUGAAUUCCCCACUGGAUACCAUCAAGAUUUUGGCCCAGAAAGGUUCAAAUUAGCUGAAGGUCUAUUUGACCACCCUAUGUUAGGGGCAGGAUAUAUUGCCUCCACAAGUGCAGGAAUGUGUGAUGUAGACAUUAGGCCAGCUUUAUAUAGUUCAGUUGUGCUGACAGGGGGAAAUUCCCUUGUACAGGGAUUUAGUGAUAGACUGAGCCGAGACCUAUCCUCGCGGACUCCAGGAUCGAUGCGACUGAAGAUGAUCGCAGCCAACGGAACUGUGGAGCGGAGAUUCGGUGCGUGGGUUGGUGGAUCUAUUUUAGCUUCGAUCGGCACCUUCCAACAGAUGUGGGUGUCGGCACAGGAGUACCAGGAGUGUGGGAAGGCCCAAAUCGAUCGAAAGUGCCCUUAGAUUUUCAUCUAUCAGACUAUUUUUUAUUAUCACAGUUCAUACCAUAAUUUCAACACCCAAAGUUAGAUUAAGUUUACAAUCAUAUUUUUACAGUAAUUCAAUAAACAUUGAGACCAAUAUACAUAAAUA
Molecule: messenger RNA, 1509 nt
Organism: Phaedon cochleariae (mustard beetle)
Lineage: Eukaryota; Metazoa; Arthropoda; Insecta; Coleoptera; Chrysomelidae
Source: the annotation of a GenBank genome assembly